Messenger RNA from Theileria annulata, 540 nucleotides. RefSeq lists its product as uncharacterized. The record is from RefSeq and is a predicted model, not a curated record. NCBI's taxonomy places the organism in Eukaryota, Apicomplexa, Aconoidasida, Piroplasmida, Theileriidae. The transcript has 3 exons. Bases 1 to 540 code for a protein of 179 amino acids.
AUGGAGUGUAGUCAGGGAAAGGGAGCUAAUUCUACAGCCAUGGAGUGUAAUAGGGAAAGGGAGCUAAUUUUAUGGUUACCAAGUGUACUAUGGGAAAGGGAGCUAAUUUUACAGCCACCAAGUGGAAAGGGAGCUAAUUUUACAGCCACCGAGUGUACUAUGGGAAAGGGAGCUAAUUCUAUGGUUACCAAGUGUACUAUGGGAAAGGGAGCUAAUUUUACAGCCACCGAGUGUAAUAGGGAAAGGGAGCUAAAUGACACUUUUAGUACUCCGGGAAAGGGAGCUAAUUUUACAGCCAUGGAGUGUAAUAGGGAAAGGGAGCUAAUUCUAUGGUUACCAAGUGUACUAUGGGUUAAUAGUGUUUCUUCUUUUGGUUUUAAUUCCUUUUCUACUGUUACUGUAAAAUUUGCGAUUUCUGAAUUCUUUGUACCUUCAUUCAAUAAUUUCACCAAUUCAUCACGAUUUGGUUUUAAUGAACGUGCUGAACCUGUUAUACUCGAUUUUCUAGAUGAUCCUUUAGAUCCUCCAAUUACUUUCUAA